Molecule: messenger RNA, 694 nt
Organism: Empidonax traillii (willow flycatcher)
Lineage: Eukaryota; Metazoa; Chordata; Aves; Passeriformes; Tyrannidae
Gene: RIT1
Product: Ras like without CAAX 1
Exons: 5
Coding region: 19-672 (217 amino acids)
Biological process (GO): Ras protein signal transduction
Cellular component (GO): plasma membrane
Molecular function (GO): GDP binding; GTP binding; calmodulin binding
Source: RefSeq, a predicted model, not a curated record
GGGGAAGAGUGGGGGGCGAUGGACUCCGGAGCCCGCCCGGGCGGCGGUGGCCCCGGCGCGGGGCAGAACCGCGAGUACAAACUGGUGAUGCUCGGGGCGGGCGGCGUCGGCAAGAGCGCCAUGACCAUGCAGUUCAUCAGCCACCGCUUCCCCGAGGAUCACGACCCCACCAUCGAGGACGCCUAUAAAAUCCGGAUCCGCAUCGACGACGAACCCGCCAACCUGGACAUCCUGGACACGGCGGGGCAGGCGGAGUUCACGGCCAUGAGGGACCAGUACAUGAGGGCGGGCGAGGGGUUCAUCAUCUGCUACUCCAUCACGGACCGGCGCAGCUUCCACGAGGUGCGGGAGUUCCGGCAGCUCAUCUACCGCGUGCGCCGCACCGACGACACGCCCGCCGUGCUGGUGGGCAACAAGUCCGACCUGUCCCAGCUGCGCCAGGUGUCCAAGGAGGAAGGCUCUGCCUUGGCCCGGGAGUUCAACUGCCCCUUCUUCGAGACGUCGGCCGCCUACCGCUACUACAUCGACGACGUCUUCCACGCCCUGGUGCGGGAGAUCCGCCGCAAGGAGAGGGAGGCCGUGAUGGCCAUGGAGAAGAAAUCCAAGCCCAAGAGCAGCGUGUGGAGGAGGCUGAAGUCGCCCUUCCGCAGGAAGAAGGACUCGGUCACCUGAGCCGGGGGGCUGGGGGGGAAAA